Molecule: messenger RNA, 1995 nt
Organism: Aspergillus thermomutatus
Lineage: Eukaryota; Fungi; Ascomycota; Eurotiomycetes; Eurotiales; Aspergillaceae
Exons: 1
Coding region: 1-1995 (664 amino acids)
Biological process (GO): proteolysis
Molecular function (GO): cysteine-type endopeptidase activity
Source: RefSeq, a predicted model, not a curated record
AUGCUAGCAGAUACCUCGCAGCCCAAGCCUCCGAACCCAACACAUGACCAAGAGAUGCGCGUUAAAUACUACGCGAUUCUGAUCGGAAUCGACGAUUACGCGGAGAAGCCGCUAAAAGGUUGCGUACGGGAUGUUCAAGCAAUCAAGGCAUGUCUAGAAAGCCAGCUGGGGGGCCUCGUAGAUAUACAAAUGCUCACGGCCAGCCCAACCAACAACACCCCCAAUCCUCCUGCCGGUAAAGACUCGACGCUCUGCCCGACCCAUGCAAAUGUGGUUGCUUCGAUGGGAAAGUGCAUUUCACUCGCCAGGGCCGGAGAUUUUAUUUACAUCCAUUAUUCGGGCCAUGGGACGAGGAAGCCGCCAUCUGGGGAAUUUUCCAAUACAUCUACGGGCGAUCUGGCGCUGUCGCUUCAUACCGGAGGAGAAGAGGCCAACGGGAGGCACCUCUGGGGGUUUGAGCUGGCGACAUUCCUCCAGCGCUUGGUUAGCAAGGGCGUGGUUGCGACGCUCGUCCUCGACUGCUGUUUUGCCGCGAGCGUCUAUCGCCGCGAUGAUCCCACCGUGCGGUUUCUGCACUACCAGUCUGAUACGGAAUCCCGUCCUCCUCUUGUCCUGGACCAGGCGGGUGAAACGAGGGAGUACAAUAGAUCUUCGACAGAGGACCGGGAUGUCUCCAUGCUACCGAACUGGCUCAUCAACCCCGACCACUACGCGGUCCUCGCUGCAUGCGGGCCGCACGAAGAGGCAAGGGAACCGCGAUUUGAAGGCGAGAAUCGCGGUGCCCUGUCCUAUCUCCUGCUUAGUGUAAUCCGCCGGGUUGGCCUGUCGGCAAAGCACGGGGAUAUCUAUGAACACCUGCGUGCCAAGUUCCACCACCACGGGUUCGCUCAGAAUCCUGUGCUCUACGGGAACCGUCACCAGGGCUUCUUCGGAGAGGCUCGAUGUGAUCUUGCGGCAGUGGCGGUUCCCAUCACCGGGAAUGGAAAGAAUGGAUCUUUCAGAGUACACGCGGGCCAAGCUCAUGGUGUCACUGAUGGCGACGAGUUUGUCUUGUUUUCCCCAUCUGCCGCGGCCAGUGACCCCCCGUCGCGACGAGAGCCUGUCCUUGCUGUUGUUUCCCGGACUAGAGCGCUCACAUCCGAUCUUGAGGUUGUGGACAGAUCCUCUUCGAGUCGCGUGAGGGCAGGGUGGAUGGCAAGCCUGCGAACUCGAUUGGCACUCCAGAAGUACCCAAUACGACUUGACUCGGGCGUCCAUGAUUGGAAAGAUUUGACCAAGCAUUUGGACAAGCAGCAGCUCAAUGUUAAUACCAGGGCAGGAAAUUCGGUGGCUCUGUUUACUCUGGCCCUCAAAGAUGAUAGGGAAUACAGGAUCCUAGACAGUUCAGGUCGAGAUAUCAUCAAUCUGCCGCGAAUGCCGCAGGACAGCACAAGCGUCAGCCAGGUAGUAGACAUCCUCAAGCACCUGACUCAGUUCCAGCUAGUGCAAUAUCUAUUCCCGCACGACGCUUCUGCAAGCACCCUACGAGGGUGCUUCAAGACCUACAUCAGCCACAACGGGCGUGCCUUUGAGCCAGGCGGCCAGAUAGAGAUAGAACAUGACAGUGUGGCCGAGUUGGUCUUGGAAAACGAAGGAAAUACGGAUCUGUAUUUCUUUAUAUACAAUCUUGGUCCCUGCUGGCAGGUGGAGAAUGUGCAUCGAGGAACAUACAUUGUGGUCUCACCGCGGAGCAGGGGUGGACUGUUCAAGCAUACCGCGAAAAAGAAGCUGCGCGUGAGAAUCCCAGAUCAAAUGAUGGAGAAUGGACACCACUCCUGCAAAGAUAUAGUAAAGGUCUUUGUUACCUCCCAGCCGACGUCGUUUGACGUGCUCGAGCUGCCGAAAUUGGGGGGAAGGGCCAAAGGAACUGUUUCUGACAGGGGAAAUACUCGGCAAGACGACCUGGCGGAAUAUUGGGCGGCCGUGAAUUUUUCUAUCUGUAUUGUCGAGAGUUGA